AUGGUUGAGUGUGAUACUCCAUGUGAGUUGGUUAGACAGUUCUUGUCUAAUCUUGAGCGUAGACAAAGAAAUCUUGGAAAAAGAAAGAGUAAGCUAGAUGGUUAUCGCGAAAAACUGCAGAAAGGUGAGGUUCUGAAAGAGGAACAAAAGAAAGCUGUCGAAAGCUAUGAUGGUGUGGUUCAAAACAUUUCGUUUGUGCAAGAGAUUGUGGCACAGACGAGAGAUCUCUUGUCGAAUAUGGAGUCAGUCGUUGAUAAGCAAAUGUCCCAACUGGAAGCUGAACAUGAGAAAUAUACACUUUCGUAUCUAAGUGUCCACAUGUGCUUGGAACGUUUCUUUGCUUCCUUGGAUAUUCCAGCAGUUCGUUCAGCCGUCACAAAAUCUUCAUCAGAAAACAGCCUUAAGUUGCUAGACGCUGUACGAGACAUAUUAACACCACCGGUAGUGGAUAAUUGGCCUGGACUUAGUUCUUCAGCUCUAUCCUCUGUCCCCAACUUUUUACAAGCACGGGAAGAUCUUAAGGCUGUUGCUACAAACACCUUCAAUUUGGUGAGUGGAAAUUCAGUAUCUGUUCCACUGUCAAACGAUUCAGAGGAUUUACGGAAGAAACACACGACCUACAAAGAUGUUCGCAAUCUGUGCUUCCGACUACUGUCUAACCCACUUGUUCAGCAAUCAAUGGGUCUUAUUAGUGAUAGUAGCACAACGAUUGUACCAGAACCAACACAAGUUGUUACAGAUUCGGAAAUCAACUCACCUAUCGGCUUAUCAGGUCCUGCUGAAGUCACUACUGUUCCGUACAAUGAAUUCGCAACAGGUGUGCACUCUUCUGUUACAACGUCAAACGAACCGGUGGAUCAAGUUAUCCGACCACUCAGUAGCACGUUUAACUUCAUCCAGGCUUCUAGAGUCAACCAUUCGCAUAUCACACCCGAACCUCCAGCAAACUACGACGAUGUUAUGCCUGUUAAUCAAUUACCAAAUGAAACAAGUGUUUCUUGUUUCAGCAAUCAUAAUAUCGAGGAUAACAUAGACCCUUCAUUGGUUACAAGGAUAGACCAACAAUAUGUUUUGAAUAUUCCAGAAGUUGAACACUCAAAGAUUGAAUUAUUCGGAAGAAGUUCAUCAUCUUUGUCAUCAGACAAUAUCAAUCAACCUACGUCUUUUAAAUCAAUAUUAUCUCAGGAUGAGCAUGAGGGAAAUAGCAAUAUACACAAACCAAUUUCAUAUGCGGAUUCUGUUCGGAGAGCAGGCCAAGUACACGCAGGUUUUAGUCGACAAGCAGUUGUAGAUAAUAUAAACUCUAAAAAGAUCGACCGCACAAUGGAUGAAAACUCUCGUGAGUCCGAGCAACUUGAUUCAAAUUUCGCGCGUGGAAAUUCCAAAGUUGGAUCACGUAGUCGCAUUCCAAAUGAAAAUCGAGGUCGUGGAAGCGGUGGUCCAAGACGCAAUACCGGUCAGCGGGGUGGUGGCGGUAAUUUCGGUGCUCAUCCAGGUCGUGGUGGCGCACAUCGAGGAAUGACUACUGCAUUUGCUCAACCUACUUACUGA
Schistosoma margrebowiei is the source of this 1551-nucleotide messenger RNA. Lineage: Eukaryota; Metazoa; Platyhelminthes; Trematoda; Strigeidida; Schistosomatidae. The record is from the annotation of a GenBank genome assembly.